GGGUACCACUCUUCGACACGUGCUGCGAUAGAAAGACAAAGAAGAUGUCAUCGAGUGCGUCGAAGCCCGAAGUGGUCUCUGAAUGUGUGCCCUCGCCAGAGCAACAGCGAUCGGUCACUCAGAAGCAACUCGGGAAGGAAGAGUCGUUGCACGGCGAACGCCGUCAAGCAGCCGCCCGCGACGGGUUCAAGUCUCCUCGGCUGUCAGGACCUUGCCGACAUUCGUAAGUCUCAUCAGAAAAUUCGCAAGGACGAUUCUAAAGGUCGCAACGCCGGCCGCGCCUUGGCCACCGAGCGCCAACCGGUCGAGCAGUUGAACUCCACGGUGCCGCCGCUGGCCCAUCGCCGUCCCAGUGCUAUCCACGGGAGCGCACCGCAGGACCUCGCCACGAGGUUCCCUAGGGAAACGUGGAAGGCACAGGAGCCCGGCCCGGCCUGCACCCAGUGGCUUAGCGGCUCGGCGCACGGCUCUGAGGACUGCCUGCACCUCUCUAUUUGGGCACCCGCAAAAGACGAUGAUAAACACAAGAAAAGCCUGGUGCUGGCGCUCACCGGGGACUGGUUCCAGACCGGAAAUACUGCGUCAGACGGUGCGGUGAAGUGGGCCGAACUGGCUGCCGACAUCAACGGGGUGGUCGUGGCACCCAACCACAGGCUCGGGGUGUUCGGCUUCCUCGACGUCGGGGUGCGGGGAAUGCUCGGCAACGUGGCCUUACAGGACGUGUUGCUGGCCAUGUCGUGGGUCGAUAAGAACGCCGGCGCUCUGAACGUGGACACCGACAACAUGGCUGCGUUCGGCUUGGGCUCCGGGGCCUACGUUCUCUCUCUGUUGCUCAUGUCGUCGAGUUCAGCGAACGACACCCUCUUCAGGAGAGCGUUUCUACAGGGUCCAUGUCCGACAGCGCCUCUCCCUCGGAACACGCCGGAGAUCGGCAGAGCGUACCUGGCGCAAAUGUCACGAGAUCUCAGCUGUUACCAACCCAGAAUCGCCGACCAAGCCGACUGCCUCCGCUCUGUGGCUCAAGAGCUGCUUCUGGAGGCGUCGCUAAACGUGGGUCCGCCCAUUCGCUUCGUCCCCAGUGCCCUGAAUGGCGAGGCAUUGUCGAGUCUACAGGAGACGGCCUACUUCGAGGGCGUCGAGAUCUUGCUCGGAAGUGACGUCAGCGAGGGAAAGCGGCUUUACGAUGACGUCAUCAUUCCUUCGGCCAAGGAGUUUAGCAACUCCACGAAUCUGCAGGCUUCGGAUGUAUUCGACAGCUUGCGGUACUUCUUAACGAACGACGCGAACGGGUUGGACGCGGCGAGCCGCGAAGCUGCGUUGAAAGUUGUGGCGCCAAAUGACAUGGCCCAAACCAUCGUUCAGUUGUUGACGACGUGUCCGUCGAAGAAGAUGGCAGCUGCCGUGUCGGCGAGGAACGGCACGCUCUAUCACUACGUCACGAAAGGCGAUAGCGUCAAUGACGUCCCACUUGAGAUGGCUGACAUUGCGAACUUUCUGUCCAAAGGGCAAGUAUUCUGAAGAGUUCUUAGCUGGGCUUGUUGAUUUGCGGACAUU
This is a messenger RNA of Rhipicephalus sanguineus (brown dog tick), 1554 nucleotides long. Its product is annotated as neuroligin-4, X-linked-like. Gene Ontology annotation, cellular component: plasma membrane. The transcript is spliced from 5 exons. Lineage: Eukaryota; Metazoa; Arthropoda; Arachnida; Ixodida; Ixodidae. The coding region runs from base 694 to 1518 and encodes 274 amino acids. Gene Ontology annotation, biological process: acetylcholine catabolic process; choline metabolic process. Gene Ontology annotation, molecular function: acetylcholinesterase activity. The record is from RefSeq and is a predicted model, not a curated record.